Molecule: messenger RNA, 1592 nt
Organism: Amoebophrya sp. A25
Lineage: Eukaryota; Dinophyceae; Syndiniales; Amoebophryaceae
Source: the annotation of a GenBank genome assembly
CCCGAGUAAAUAAUCAAGAAGUCUCAGGCGACUUCUUGGGCGUCACCCGUGCAAACGCUGUUGGCAGUGCAAACGGCGCUCCGAAUGGAGGCGCAGCUGCUCCACGGUAUGGGUAUCAUGCAAACGACGCUCUUCAGCCUCCGCCUCCUCAUCUUAGAUCAUCCAGCCCGAGCCGGAGCAGAAACAACUUCGGAGCCAGCAGCGUAGCUGCAAGUUCCCAGGUUGCGGACGUGAUUCACAGCUUGCCAGCGGAGCUGCUGCAGCAAUUUCCGGCCCAGCUCCUCGAGAAUAUACCAGAGCCACUGAUCAGAGAGUUUCGUUUCAACGAACCUCGCACGACAUUUGCGAGUCAGGGGAGCACGAAAAUUGCAUCCACCGCAAGAAGCGUUGGUGACACUGCGUCGAUGAGCAGUGGUGACAAUUUUUCGGAACAGAGCCGUGCUUUAUAUUUACGUCAGGCGAUGUCUGCGGCAGCCAGCGCAGUGGCGCAGCCAUCUUCCUUUGCACUUUCAUCCGCAGUCGAAAGUGGAGGAGGCUACAGAUCCGAACGUGAUCGUAUGAACGCGACAGGAGGAGCGGCUGCAGGAACUCAUCAGAAUAGGAUCAACUCGUCGUCCUCUGGCGUAAACCUGCAACAGGAUUCAUCUGGCCGCGGACGUAUCAGCUUGCCUUUCUACGAUGUUGCCCCUCCACCGCCUCCAGUUUCGUCCGCGCGUCAUGCGCCCCCUAGUCUGUCCCGCUUCGGCGCCGAUCGACAAGGAUCUGCCCAGCGAGAUGGCGAGGACCCGCGUGGUGGGGAUCUAGUCGGCAAGUACCAACACCAAGACGCAUUAGACCAAUUUUUUCGAUUAGAUCAACAUGAUGGCGCAGCAGGAGACACCAUCAUGCAGCAAGAGCAAGGAGACGGUGGAAUGCAAAUAGUACAUAGUAAAGAACCACGGGCCUUCAUGCCACCCCCGGGACUGGAGUGGAAUGAUUCGGCUGUAGUUGUAAACGAAAGUGAUGAAUUCACGAAACUCAUGACCACUGCAGCACGUGCACACGCGUCGUCCAUUGAGGGUGCUGGUGACGUUCGGGGCUUUCACACGAGUUCGCGUUUCCCCUCGGCGGCGGCUGGAUAUUUCUAUCCUGAUUAGCGCGAUGAGCUGAGCGCCUCUCAACAGGUGGGGGAACCAAGCGGCGCAUUUCCGUUGGCCGCCUCUCUCAAGACAAAACCAGCCGCGGCGAACCGUCCCUACUAUCCUCCUGGAGAUGAAGAGGCGGGUGGUGCUUCAGGAGAAGAUGGGCGCCUUCUGGAGCGCAGUGGAAACGAAUUCUCGCUCCUUCUUGCAGCAAAGAACGGCAAAGGGAACAAAGGUAUAGCAAACGGACGAGGAGACCCUGGUGCGCCGCGCAUGAUUUUUACGGAAAAAGAGGCGCGCGAGGUCCAGGACUGCCUGCAGCGGCUCUACGCAACGGCGCUGUGGAGAGGCAAGUGCGCAGCUGAGAGCGAACAAAAUCAAAACGGAAUGCAUACUUCUUUUCAAGCAGCAAGCGGAGCCACCCCCUACAAUGCUAUUCCUCCGGGUUUUCGUCCCGAAGACAGAGUGGUC